Molecule: messenger RNA, 4311 nt
Organism: Trichosporon asahii var. asahii CBS 2479
Lineage: Eukaryota; Fungi; Basidiomycota; Tremellomycetes; Trichosporonales; Trichosporonaceae
Exons: 13
Coding region: 1-4311 (1436 amino acids)
Biological process (GO): proteolysis; vacuolar acidification
Cellular component (GO): RAVE complex
Molecular function (GO): cysteine-type endopeptidase activity
Source: RefSeq, a predicted model, not a curated record
AUGAAUCUCAAGCUCCGGCAGGCCAUCCCCGGCCGCCCGCGGGGGGACUCGACCUGCCCCAUUGCUGGCGUCAAUGCGGACGGCGUUGCCUUUCAGGUGUACCCCAGCUCCACUAAUGUGGUCCUCGUUGACCAGGAAGGCCAGCUGAAGCACACGCUGUCGCUGUGGGAUGCGCUGCCCCACCGUGCUGGGCCGAGUGGGAGCCGAGACGUAAAGGGGGUGGUCGCGCGAGAUGACAUGAUCGUGGCCUGGUCCGGCAUCCACGUCGUGCUGUGGAACUACACAGACAAGUGGGUGCAGCAUUCCCACGUCGUCGCAUCAGCGCCGAUCGCAAGUCUGGAUUACGCCAACGUCCUCGGAACACAGAAGGGCGUCGAAGUGUGGCAAAUGGACCCGAAGGCGGACAUUGUCGUGUGGGACCGCCUCGCUCGCUGGCCGACCGCCGCCGACCCCCUCGUCGCCGUGCACGUCUCCAAGUCCCAUGUCGCGUGGCGCUUCGCCGGCGGACGCAGCGCAUACAUCCAGGCGCUGAACCGGAAGGGCACAGUCGGCGACGCCCAGGAGCUGAGGCAGCCGCGCGAGAUCGAGUGGCUCGGCUUCCGCUCCGUCGCUAGAGCGUUCGCGCACGAGGGAAGCAAGGGCAAGUGCUCGCGCGUGGGCACGAUCUGGGUUCCGGACGCGGCAACGUUGAAGGUGGCGGCGACGGCAGCACUGCAGCACGCGCGCGCAAAGCGAGUCAUCCUGGAUGCCGAGCCAGCCAAGGCGCUCGAGCUCCUCGAGUGUAACGAGAUGGACGUCGCGGUCUGGUUCGGGCCGGACGGGACGGUGUCUUUGCGCGCAAUCCUCCCGCCGACACUGAUCCGAUCUGAGGCGCUGGCAAGCAUCAACGUUGGCUUCUCGGCCGGCUGGUCGGCGCAGGGCUGUCUGGUUUCAGACGCCGCGACGGAUACGAUCUUCCUCGGCUUCCCUCCGGUCGAUGGCUUCAAGGACAUCAGCACGCUGCGCCUGUCGCUCGUCAACGUCAUGAUGUCGGACGACCUGUCCCUGCAACCGACAAAGGAAAGGGAUGCCGAGGCCAUCAAUGUGCUCAUGUCCCAGGACAUUGCGGAGUUUGUGCGCACGCCGAACGGCCGCGGCCUGCUCGCCAUCGGUAAGGAUGGCGAGGUCGGCACGUGGGAGAAGCGCAAGCUUGGCAAUGUGCCGCAUAACUCGAUCACGACGCCGGCACUUGUCGGAAAGGGACAGUGGAUGGCGCCGGCGUCGCCCAUUGUGUAUGCUAUCUACGCUAAAGGUCGCGGCGUCGCUUCGUACUACAAGGAUCCCGAGAGGGGUCCCGUUGUGGUGUUACAGCACCUCGACCCGGGAGACGGGACACCGACGGAACCGGUGCCAAUGCCGAACUUCGACCCUAAGGAGGGCGACGAGAUCAAGUUCCUCCUUGCUGUGUCGGACAUCGAUGACGGAUACAGCCAUCGAAGACGAAGGACGAGAAGAGCCGUCAUCCUGGCUGUCGCCGAGAGCGGCGAGACGUGGGUGUGGCGCAUUGACCCCGCCCCAACAUCGCCACAUACGGAGCUGUCACAGUCUCCCCUCGCCACUCCCUCCCGCUCAAGUCGUCGCUUCGAUCACUCCCCCGACGCAUCGCCGGUACAGGGAACGUCCACACUCGAGAAGCCGAUCGUGACGUUGAUUUCAAACUCGACGCUGCCCAUCGAGGGCGGGGGCAAGCCGCGCUUCGUGCUGCCUGUCGACCCGAUGGGAUGGCACCAGUCCACCGUCGAUUGGGAGACCGACACGCCAUUGCAAGACAUGGUCGUGACGGUGACGGAUGAGGGUGUGAUUGAGUUCUGGACCCCGAAGCUCGGCCAGCACCUCGUUGGCCACCGCCGGUCCAAGGUCGAUGGAAACGACCCCAACGCCGCUUGGACGCGCAGUAGCGUUGUGCGCACCGAGCGGAAGAAUGUCAUCAACGCGCGGUGUAGCAGUAGGAAGAAGACUGUACUGGCUGACGUCAGACACGACAAUGUAAUCCAAGAUUUGGAUUGGACGACAACGUCCGAUCUGCAGUCCGUCCUCGCCGUCGGGUUCAAGCAUCACGUCAUCCUCGUUUGCGAGCAGCGCAUGAACUACGAUACUGUCAUGCCCGGAUGGGCGGCCUUCCUCACCAUUGAUCUGACCAAUGUUCCGAUAGCGGACUCGAUCUGGAUUGCCGGCGGCUCCCUCGCCGUUGCAACCGGUAACCAGAUCUACGUCUUCAGCCGCUUCCUGGAGGCGAAGGACGACGAUCACGAGGACACGCCCGAGGACAUCUUCCAGCUUAUAGCGCACGAGAACGGCCCGCUGUGGGACUACCAGCCGACGCAGCUCAUGCAGUGCCUGCUGUGGGACAAGAUCGAUCUGGUCAAGCGUAUCCUCAUACAGCUGGAUAAGGAUCUGAAGUACUGCGAGGAGGAGGGCAAGCGUCGCCUCGUGUAUCAGCGCCUCGAUCCGCUCGAGUUCCACAGCACGAACGCCCCGCCUCAGGUCAUCUCGAAGGCGUCGCGUCCGGACUACUCGGACCUCUUCUCGGUCACGCCUGCGAUGGUACAUCCAGCUCUCGUCACUGACCUCGUUGACCGUCUCGACGGACCGGUCAUUAUGCCGCUGACUGUCAACGAGAAGUCUUCGCUGGCGGCCCUGGCCCAGGCGACACUGGAGGUGGAGCGCUCAAGAAGAUCGCUCGACAUUUGCGGAUUGCGCUACCUCAUCUCGAUCCGCAUGUUCGUGAACCACGACCGCCUGUCUGGUCCCUCGGGUACGACGACGCCCGCACCGCAACGUGGUGGUGUCGAACUCCCGAACCAGCUCCGUCCCCGGCCCAAAAUCAGCUUCCGCAACAUCGUUUGGGCAACGCACUCCGAGUCGAACGAGGUGCUGCUUCAGGCCGCGACCGAAAGCUGCGAGAACGGCAAGAUGCUGUGGCAGGACGCAAAACGACUCGGCGUUUUCCUCUGGCUCCGCUCGCCCGAGGCUGUCAAAUCACAACUCGAGGUCGUCGCGCGCAACGAGUUCAUGUCCUCUGAGGACCGGGAUCCCAUCGGGUGCUCGCUCUUCUUCUUCGCGCUUGGCAAGAAGCAGGUCGUCCAUGGUCUCUGGCGCCAAGCUCCAGGUCACCCGGAACAGGCGAUGAUGCUCAAGUUCCUCGCGAACGACUUCAACCUUCCGCGCUGGAAGACGGCGGCCAUGAAGAACGCCUAUGCUCUCCUCAGCAAGAAGCGUUUCCCGUUCUUCAUGCUGGCAGGCGCUACCAAGGAUGCCAUGUCGGUGUGCCUCCGCCAGCUGAACGACUGGCAACUCGCUCUGCUCCUUGCGCGUGUUACUGAGAACGGGACGGAUGGACCACUUUACCGCUGGGUGCUGGAGGACACUGUGCUCCCCCUCGCCUUCGGUGGAGGUCACCGCUGGCUCGGCAGCUGGACGCUAUGGAUGUUGAAGCGCCGUGACCUGGCAGUUCGCGUGCUAAUCGUAAGUUGGUCAAUUGAGUUGUGUGCUAACUGUCAGUCCCCAAUCGACGAAGUCGCGAAUGCUUGGGCCAAGUCUAACCCGGACAGCCCGAAGAUGGAGGUCGGUAACCCAGACAACGACGACCCGUCACUGCUUUUGCUGUUCCAGCACUUGAAGGCGAAGACACUGCAAACCGCGAAGGGCACGUCCGAGGUCCCGGCUAAGCUCGAGUUCGACUUUGUACUGCACAAUGCUCGCGUCUUCUGUCGCAUGGGCCUCGACCUGCUGCGCUCGUGGUCGUUCGCGCGCCCGACGUUCCCCAAGCGCCGCCGUCCCUCCACGUCUCCAACAAGGAGCAUGCACCCGACGAGCCAGCGGCGCGAGUCGUUCCUUCUCACAUCCAAACGGCCCGAGAAGACGAUGCUCAUGGACAUGGACCCGCUCGAGGAGAGCGGUACCGAGCCGCCAACAGAGGCGCCCACGCGCGUCCCAUCACCCACGCCUCCGGCCAUGAACGACUUCUUCUCCAACUUCUCGCUCGGCGACCCGCCCAAGAAGGCGAACGGAAACGGCCCGUCGCCGCUCAGCAAGGAGGUCGCGAGCCCCGGCACGAUCAGUCCCAAGGCUCCCGAUACGCCCGAUGGCAAGGGCGAGAAGAAGGACACGGACGGGGGCAAGGGAGAGGACAAGAAGAAGGACGAGACGAAGGCCGAGGACGGACUGCCACCUGCUCAGAGCCCGAAGAAGAAGGUCGGAAACCUCAUGAAGGAGCUCCGGAACGAUGUGCAGCAGGGCGCGAUGGAGUUCAACAUGGACAACUUCUUCUGA